AUGGGUGGUCCGCCAAACAAGCGCGCGCAGGCCGAGAAGCAGUCCAACGGCUCAUCCAAUGGAUCUUCCGAGUCUCGCAAUGCUACGCAGCAGUCUGCACCAAAGUCCAUCCCUCGCCUAGACGGAAACCGCGACCCCGGUAUGCGAAAGCCUGUUGAGUACAUGGCUACCAACGACCUCAAGAACCUGUCCGAGUUUCUUGGUCUUGAGGGUUGGUACAAGGCUCGAGGUAUCACUGUUCCACACAAGCUGCCCCAGCGUCCCCAGAGCUUCAAUCCGCACGGCAAAGCUGUCGGCAUUGUUCUCAACACGUUCAACGUCAUCAAGUCUCCAAACACUGUCGUCCACCAGUACGAUCUUCAUUUCACGGGCGACGGCACCGACUACACCAAGCGCGCCUUGCUGAAGAAGAUCUUCUACUCCCGCAGUGUCCAGAAAGAACUUGGAACUAACAACAAGUGGAUCUGGGACACUAACAAGAUCGCUUGGUCUGACAAGCGUCUAGAGCGCGAGGACACGCGCAUCUCGGUCGAUCUGGACGAAGAAGAAGGCCGCCAGACCAAGCCCGGUGCCCGCGGAAACAAGCACACGCUUCACAUCCGCUGGACUCGUAAGGUCGACUUCAUCGGACUGAAUGCCUUUCUUCAAGGACAAGCCUCGUGGUCGUCUGACUGCAUCGACACACUCAACUUCCUCGACCAUGUCAUGCGUGAGUGGCCUUCUAAGCAGUAUACCAUGAUCAAGAAGUCCUUCUUCCAGCGCGGCGAGCAGCGCUUUGAUCUCGGUGGAGGUAUCGAGGCUUUCAAGGGCGUUUUUACUUCCCUUCGUCCAGUCCUCGACGACAAGUUCAACAAGUCGCUGUCUGUCAACGUGGAUGUUGCCAAUGGUACUUUUUGGCGUUCCCAAGAGCUCGCGCGCGCCAUCGGACAGGCGUUCAACUGUAGUCCACCGCAGUUCUCCAACAUGUUCAAGAAUGCCGCCCGUGAUUGGAAGGCGUCUAUGUUGAAGAAGGACCUCCGCAAGUUCAAGCGUCUUGGUGUAUCGGCCAUGCACACAAAGCCACCUACGCAGUGGACCAUUGACGAGUUUGUCAACAUGGACGCGUCCCAGGCUCGCUUCCCGGAUCCGGAUGAUCGUUCCAAGAUGAUUUCUGUGGCAGAGUACUUCAAGAAGAAGUACAGCAUCACGGUCAUGGCCGGCAUGCCCGUCGUCAAGAUGACCAAGAUGAUCCGCAAGCAGCCUGUAUACAUGCCUAUUGACGUGCUCAAGAUCGAUGCCAAUCAGCGCUACAACACCAAGUUGAGUGAUACACAGACGUCUAACAUGAUCAAGUUUGCCGUGACGCUUCCUAAAGACCGCUGGGCAGCGGUUCAGCAGGGCGUUCGUCUUCUGAACUGGGCCAACGACCCAUAUCUCAGUCAUUUCGGCAUUCAGGUUAACCCUAACCCAUCCAAGGUACAGGCUCGCGUUCUGCCACCGCCAACGGUGCAAUUUGGUGCGGGUUCCAAGGAGAUGACCAUCAAACCCUCCGACAUGAUUCAGGGUAGGUGGAGGCUGGACGGACGCAAGUUCAUCCUUACCAACAAGAACAAUGACCGCGCUAUUCGAGCUUGGGGUGUGUGCUGUGUCCAGGGUCGCGGCAGCCCUCCUCUGCAAGCUGUCGAGACCUUUUGCCAGAAGUUUGUGCAGAUCUACGAGUCCCACGGAGGCGUGGUUGCUUCCCACCCUCAGUUCGGCAAGAAGCCCUGGAUGGGUCCUGGUAAUCUGGCCGAUGGCGGUGAGAUGGUUCAGAAGGUAUGGAACAUGACUGGCAAUAGGUACAACGCGCCGCCUAGUCUGCUCAUCUUCAUCGUCAAUGACCGCAACAUUGAUGUGUAUCGCCGCAUCAAGAAGUCCUGCGACAUCCGCUUCGGCGUUGUUUCGCAAGUUCUCCAGGCAAAGCAUGUCAUGUCUGCUUCUCCGCAGUACAUUUCGAAUGUUUGCAUGAAGGUCAACGCCAAGCUCGGCGGUGCUACUUGCGUCGCGAAAUCGCAGCUUAUUCCCAAGAUCGCUCCCAAGGCCGCUUCAAUCCCUACCAUGGUAGUCGGUGCCGACGUCUCUCACCCUGCACCUGGAGCAGGAUCUGGUGAGGCUGCUUCGUUCGCGGCCAUGACCAUGUCUUCAGACAUCCAUUUCACUCGGUACUGGGCUGAGGUUCAGACCAACGGAAAUCGCGUUGAGAUGGUGACUACGGCCAACAUUGAUCAGCAAUUCGGUUUCAUGGCGAAGAACUGGAUGCAGAAGCUUGGCCAGGGAAGGCCGCCCCAGCGUGUUCUUUACAUCCGUGACGGCGUCGGCGAAGGACAGUACGCUGCAGUCCUUGAAGAAGAAGUCCACGACAUGAAGGAAUGCUUCAAGAAGUUGGGCUGCAAGGAGGUGCCAAAGUUCACGGUUGUCAUUGCCGGCAAGCGCCAUCACGUCCGCUUCUUCCCUGAGCAUGGAGACCGCAACAGCAAUCCUCUUCCGGGCACUUUGGUGGAGUCUGGCUGCACGCACCCUUUCGAGUUUGACUUCUACCUGUGCUCUCACGUCGCGAUCAAGGGUACGGCCCGCCCUAUCCACUACCAGUGCAUUCUCAAUGAGGGUGAAUGGUUGCCGACGGAGCUUCAGCAGUUCAUCUUUGAACACUCAUACCACUAUGUCCGCUCUACGACUCCUGUUUCGCUUCAUCCAGCCGUCUACUAUGCCCACCUUGCCGCCGACCGCUCACGGGCUCAUCUCAACGAGAAUCCCGUCUCGUCUGGAAAGAAGGAGACCAAGAUAGAGCAGCAGUCGUCGACUGGCUCGUCCAAGCAGAACGUCGAGAUUGCUCCGCUGAUGCCGAUGAACAACAGCCGUGGUAUCAAGGACGUCAUGUGGUACAUCUAG
This is a messenger RNA of Exserohilum turcica Et28A, 2907 nucleotides long. RefSeq lists its product as uncharacterized. Lineage: Eukaryota; Fungi; Ascomycota; Dothideomycetes; Pleosporales; Pleosporaceae. The record is from RefSeq and is a predicted model, not a curated record. Bases 1 to 2907 code for a protein of 968 amino acids. The transcript is spliced from 5 exons. Gene Ontology annotation, molecular function: protein binding; RNA binding.